This is a messenger RNA of Acanthochromis polyacanthus (spiny chromis), 3998 nucleotides long. RefSeq names its product zinc finger protein OZF-like. Gene Ontology annotation, molecular function: RNA polymerase II cis-regulatory region sequence-specific DNA binding; DNA-binding transcription factor activity. The record is from RefSeq and is a predicted model, not a curated record. Lineage: Eukaryota; Metazoa; Chordata; Actinopteri; Pomacentridae. Gene Ontology annotation, biological process: regulation of transcription by RNA polymerase II. The transcript is spliced from 2 exons. Bases 68 to 1477 code for a protein of 469 amino acids.
CUGCGCAGGCGCAGCACCUCCGUCUGAGCCUCCGGUUAGUUUUAAAGAAAAGCAGCAGAGCGACACCAUGAACCAAGUGGAUUCUGUCCAGCAACAGCGGAAUGGAAUUGUGUGUUUGGAGGAGAAAGUGCAGAAGAAACGCCUCCAUCAGCCGCAGGACGUCCUUCUGAAGCAAACCGCCGUGUUGCCUCCAGAUGUCCAGAAGGUGUUGGUGAUUAAAGAGGAAGUUCCUUGGAGCCCCUGUACAGACCAGCAGGACCCAGAGUUCCUCCACAUAAAGGAGGAGCAGGAAGAACUGUGGAGCAGUCAGGAGGGAGAGCAGCUUAAUGGACAGGAGACUGAUAUCAGCAGGUUUUCAUUCACUGCUGUUCGUGUGAAGAGUGAAGAUGAUGAAGAAAAGCCUCAGUCAUCAAAGGCAGAACAUCCAACCAGCAGCUCAGCUAAACAGAUUAAAACAGAACCUGAUGGAGAGGACUGUGGAGGACCAGAACCAGCCAGGAAAUCAGAUCUAAGUGGCUGUUUACAACCAAAUACUGACGGAAAGACUUCAGACCGCUCUGAGAUAGAAGUCAGUAUUGAUGAUUGUAAUGAUCCUGAGGAUGAAGAUGAAGAAGAGUGGCAAGAACCUUUGACGGAGUCUGAAGACAGUGAUAAAGAUUGGAAGGAGACCAAAGCACCUGAGUCUACUGUAAAUAGUAAUGUGGGAUGUAACACUGAGAAAAAAACUUUUAGCUGCACUGAGCUUGAUAAACAAUUUCUCAGCAAGCAAAAUGUAGACGAACAGAUGAGAGUUUUCACAGGAGAGAAACCACUAGGUUGCAAUUUUUGUGGUAAAAUAUUUAGACACCAUUGUAGCCUUAAAAAACACAUGAGAGUCCACUCUGGAGAGAAACCGUUUGGCUGUGACAUUUGUGGUAAAAGAUUUACUCAAAGCGCACAUCUGAAGACACACACAAGAGUCCACACAGGAGAGAAACCAUACGCUUGCACUGUUUGUGAUAAGAGAUACACACAACGAGUGGAUCUGGAGACUCACAUGAGAGUCCACACAGGAGAGAAACCAUUUGCCUGCAAGGACUGCGGUAAAAGAUUUAACCAAAAAGCACAUUUGACGGCCCACCUGAGAGUCCACACAGGUGAGAAGCCAUUUGCCUGUGAAGAUUGUGGUAAAAGAUAUACGCAACGAGUGGACUUGAAGAAACACAUGAGAGUUCACACGGGAGAGAAACCAUUCGGCUGUGAUGACUGUGGCAAAAGAUUUAACCAAAAGGCGCAUUUGCAGAGACACAUGAAAGUCCACACGGGAGAGAAACCGUUUGGAUGUGACGAUUGUGGACAAAAGUUUACCCAAAAGGCACAUUUGACGACACACAUGAGAGUCCACACAGGAGAAGAACCGUUUGUUUGCAGUGAAUGUGGACAAAGAUUUGUUUGGAAAACAAAUCUGAAGAGACACAUGAGAGUCCACACAGAGUAGAAACUGAUCAGGAUGAAAAAUUUACCAUGUGGAAGUGUGUUAGAGCGUUGUGGCACUUGGUUUUCCACCAGAGGCAAUAACAUAAUGUGUGCAAAACUGGGUGUAUUUUUGGAUAUUUAACCCUUUGAACUCCAAAAACCCAUCAGAAUGUCUGAAAGGCUUGUCAUUGUUCUUAAAAAGCAGUCAGAAGUACACCAUUUAUCAGAGCCAGAAACUGUAGAAACAUAAAGAAUGGCUGGAUUUUUAACUCUUUAAAUGACACAAGCGUGAAACAUGCAUCUGUUCUUUUAAAAUUGUAAUAUUAAACAAAACAAAUCACUUUACAUGUCUUAUUUAUAAAUUUGCCAAUAAUAAGCUUUAAUCUCAUCAGGAUAUGUUAAAGAGAAAAAAAAAUCCAGCACAACUGUGAUUGUCACAGAUUUAGCCAUUUCUCUUGAACUACAGGCCAUGUAAUCCCUGAGCAAAGAGGAAAUAAUGUGGAAAAUAAUUUAAAACGUACACUACCAUUCAAAAAUUUGGGGUCACCCAGACUAUGCCAUGUUUUUCAUGAAAACUCCACUUUUAUUCAUGUGCUAGCAUAACUGCACAAGGGUUUUCUAAUCAUCAAUGAGCCUUUCAACACCAUUAGCUAACACAAUGUAGCAUUAGAACACAGGAGUGAUGGUUGCUGGAAAUGUUCCUCUCUAUCCCUGUGUAGAUAUUCCAUUAAAAAUCAGCCGUUUCCAGCUAGAAUAGUCAUUUAGCAAAUUAACGAUGUCCACACUGGAUUUCUGAUUCAUUUAAUGUUAUCGCCUAUCUACCUCAGGACUUUUCUAAGUGAUCCAUAAAAUUCUGAACGGUAGUGUAAGUGGUAAAAUAUCUAUAAUAUUUUGUUUUUCCAAUAUCGGUAACACUUGUUUGUUGAACAUUUAGAAUAUGUUCCUAGACAUGCAGGAUGAAAUAAACGAGCCCACAGUGAGGAAAAAUGAGACAUCAAAGCUUCCAGAAACUGUGGGGUUCUGAGGGUUCAACUUAAAAUGUUUGCAAUAGUCAAAAUAUCGGUGAGAAAAUUCAGAAAAGGAAAAGAUUCCACAUCAUUCUGCUGGUUUUCUGUGUAUUGUCCGACUUUUUUUUGCUGAUGUUUAAUCUAACAUUUGUCAGAAUAGGAAAUACUCUGCAUACAGUACUAAUUACAGUAAGGUCCUCAUCGCUAAGCGUGUGAACUAGAAUCUAGAGAAUGUUUGUCCAUUCUGGUAGUAACUGAAUUACAAUGUGUAGAAAAAUAUAUAUUAAUUGAUGUAUAUUUCAAGAAAUAUAGAUUAACUGGCAUUUGAUUCAACAACAAGUGGCAGUGAGGCAAACUUUUGUUACACAUCAGUGGCUAUGUGGACAAAUGGGUGAUUUAUCUUAAUUAUCGAAGUAUAAAAUAUAAGCAGUGUAGAAAUUUAGAUUUUUUUUAAGAAGCCACACAUAUUAAUCGCUCAUUACUAAAUUUACUGCAGUCAUGAGCCUAGAUUGUGCAUUUUUGAUAUUUAAACCAACAGGUUUUGGCUCCCCCUCGAGCUGAAUGCAAUACUUUUAAAUAUAUAAGUUUAGUGAAAACAUGUGAACGCAUGUCUCAAUUUUUUUAGUUGAUAUUCAGUGCAAACGCUUAAAAAAGACCAUUGUUGACAAAAACUCAUAAAGUCGAAACAGUGAUGUUUUGAAAUAUCUUUAACGAAUUAAAAUCAACAAAUUCUGUAGAGGAUCAGUUUUGAUCCACUGUUUUCUCAAAAAACGCCAAAAACAUUGAAGAAAAUGGAGGCAAAUGUUCAAAAUUUUACAUUUUCAGAGCAGAAUAUCAGUAAGGGACCACUGAAGAUGAAUUUAGAGAUAAAAAUUACAGCCAGAUAGAGUUUAAGUCAUCCAUUGCUGCGCCCCCUUGUGGUGAGUGAAAGUCGUUUUAUGUGCCUGAGUCGUGAGUAGAAUGUACAACCCAUAACACACAAUGAUGAGGUUUCUCUUGAAUGAAUGUGUAGCCCCAGGGCAUCAUGGGAAACAUCUGAACCUCACCUGAUCUAACAGCUGAUUGGUUCAGAUGUUACUGUGAGUCUUUAUGUUAGCUUAAUUGGACAGAUUUUUUAAAAAAAUAAACGUUUAUGAGUCUGAGAAGCUGAAAAUGUUCAGAUUUCACAUCAAAAACUGCACAAAUUAUAUCACAUUUCUAGUUUACUGUAGAUUAACAUUGGACUGAUUUAAAAAUACUAAAAAUCCAGAUCAGUGGCAUGUCAGGAGUCUUAAAAUAUCUUUACAAAUGUGAAACUCUGACAGAUUCUUAAUAAAAGCUGUUUUCUUGGGACUCAUUCUGUUGUAUUUGAGUGUUUAUUGAUGUUUUCAGUGUAUUUCUGUAGUUUUAGGGGAGCAGAUCUGCUGAGCUGAGAAAGAAUUCAUGUAAAAUGGAAAUAAAACCAUGAACUGAACUUUAAUUCUGUCAUAAUUAAAACCUUAAAACUACUAUCAAACCAACAUUUUUUUAAAAAUUAAAAUUGAUUCAAAACCACAA